This is a messenger RNA of Penicillium maclennaniae, 2850 nucleotides long. RefSeq names its product putative alpha,alpha-trehalose-phosphate synthase subunit Tps2 (gene orlA). Gene Ontology annotation, cellular component: alpha,alpha-trehalose-phosphate synthase complex (UDP-forming); cytosol. Lineage: Eukaryota; Fungi; Ascomycota; Eurotiomycetes; Eurotiales; Aspergillaceae. Gene Ontology annotation, biological process: fungal-type cell wall organization; trehalose biosynthetic process; cellular response to heat. Gene Ontology annotation, molecular function: catalytic activity. The transcript is spliced from 3 exons. The record is from RefSeq and is a predicted model, not a curated record. Bases 1 to 2850 code for a protein of 949 amino acids.
AUGUCUGAAACAGAGAAGUCGAGCCCCGAGCGCUUGCCUGAAGGGCAGCCUAAUCCCGUGCUCGUGGGGCCUGGCUUGAAAGCCCUCAGUACAGAGGCCUAUACGGAUGCCACAAAUGCGACACCGAGUUUGGAUACCGAUAACCAAGGUCAGAUGGAUAUUGAUGCGCCUUCAUACUUUGCCAACCUCCCAGGAGUGCAGACCGAGUCACUCGGUCCGUCUGAUUCGGCCUCGGCACCACACCCCAGGAGGAGGACGUCGUCGGGACAAGAAUUGCUACGACGUUUGAGUCUAGUGGGGAAUGGAUCCCCAAUGUCACCCGAGGUCGACCCUCGUGCGCAGCAUCCAGGUCUCAACUUGAGCGGGCGUUUGAUUAGCGCCUCCUUCUGCAUGCCCUACAAGCUCUACUUCCAAGCGGGCUCAGACUGGACGGUCAAGCCUCGUUCAGGCUCUUCGGCUCUGUUCGAUUCAUUUGCUCAUCUGGCCUCUGACGAGACCCAGUGGUCACACACCUUGGUGGGCUGGACAGGAGAGGUGGAGCCCAUCCUAGACACAAAGGCCCCUUUGCAAUCAAUUCCUGUCAAUGCAGCGGGAACAUUGGCACCCGGUGCCAACAACCCUAACCUAUCCACGCUCAAUAAGGCAGCUGCACCUAUUCCUGUGGAUGCUACCCAGCAGCCACAAUCUCAUCCGUUGGUGGAAGGAAUCACCGUCGGGAAGGAAGAUCGAGAGCGGCUUGAUCGUCAAAUGGCUUCGGGGCGCUAUGGUCGGAUUUUACCGGUUUGGUUAUCGGACGCUUCGGAAGAACCAGAUGACACCAUUCUACUCAAAGACCAGGGCCGGUGGCGGCGGUAUGCAGAGAGAGAACUAUAUCCUCUUUUGCACUACAAGCAGCACGGCCCGACUGACGGCCGCUCUGAGCGGCGGUGGUGGGCGGAUUACGUUCGGUUGAACCAGCUAUUUGCAGACCGCAUUAUCGCGGACUACCAGGAGGGUGAUGUUGUGUGGGUUCACGAUUACCACCUGUUUCUGCUUCCCAGCCUCCUACGACAGCGCAUUCCCAACAUCUAUGUUGGCUUCUUCCUCCACGCACCUUUCCCAAGUAGCGAGUUUGUUCGGUGUCUUGCAAAGCGCAAGGAGGUAUUGACCGGAGUUCUCGGCGCUAAUAUGCUGGGAUUCCAGACUUUCUCUUACUCGCGACACUUUUCAUCUUGCUGCACACGUGUCUUGGGAUUCGAUUCCAAUUCGGCCGGUGUAGAUGCCUACGGCGCACACGUGGCGGUAGAUGUCUUCCCCAUAGGCAUUGAUGCUCAGUCUAUUCAGAAGGCUGCGUUUGGUGCCUCAGAUAUCGAAAAUACCGUCGCCGGUAUUCGCAAACUGUACGCCGGAAAGAAAAUCAUCGUUGGCCGUGACCGACUGGACAGUGUUCGUGGUGUGUCGCAAAAGCUGCAAGCGUUUGAAAUCUUCCUGGAGCGAUAUCCUGAAUGGCGUGACAAGGUUGUUCUUAUCCAAGUGACCAGUCCAACUAGCAUGGAAGAAGAGAAGGAAGACCCUAACAACAAGAUCGCGGGCCAAAUCUCUAAUCUGGUCUCCACAAUCAACGGCCGUUUCGGCUCGUUGAGCUUCUCUCCUGUUCAGUAUUACCCACAAUAUCUGUCACAGCGAGAGUACUUUGCGCUGCUGCGUGUAGCCGAUGUGGGACUCAUCACCACUGUACGAGACGGCAUGAACACAACCAGUCUGGAGUACAUCGUCUGCCAGCAGUCUAAUCACAGCCCGCUCAUUCUCUCGGAAUUCUCUGGCACUGCGGGUACAUUGCCCAGCGCCAUCCACAUCAACCCCUGGGACUUGGUUGGUGUCGCUGGCGCUAUCGACCAAGCUCUCAGGAUGCCCGCCGAGCAGCGAAAGGAGCAACACUUGAAGCUGUACAAGCACGUCGUCACCAACACGGUUGCAACAUGGACAAGGCUGUUCCUUCACCGUCUGCUGACCAAUCUCUCGUCAUUCGACCAAUCUAUCGCCACGCCCGCGUUGGAUCGCGCCAAGGUCAUCAAGCAGUAUCGCAAGGCUCGGAAACGCCUGUUCAUGUUCGACUACGAUGGUACGCUUACGCCGAUCGUCAAGGAUCCACAGGCGGCCAUUCCGUCCGAUCGGGUUCUCCGCACACUUAAAAGUCUGUCGGCAGACCCCCGGAAUGCCGUCUGGAUCAUCAGCGGUCGUGACCAGGCCUUCCUAGACGAGUGGAUGGGCCACAUCCCUGAGCUGGGGCUUAGCGCCGAACACGGAUGCUUUAUUCGUCAGCCCGGAUCCGACGAAUGGGAGAAUUUGGCAGAGAGCACUGACAUGGGCUGGCAGAAGGAAGUGGUGGAUGUCUUCCAGCACUACACGGAACGAACCCAGGGUUCCUUCAUCGAGAGGAAACGAGUGGCAUUGACAUGGCACUAUCGUCGGGCAGACCCUGAAUAUGGCGCAUUCCAAGCCCGUGAGUGCCGAAAGGAACUAGAGAACACUGUUGCCAAACGAUGGGAUGUGGAGGUCAUGGCCGGCAAAGCCAACCUGGAGGUUCGCCCGACUUUUGUUAACAAAGGCUUCAUUGCUACACGACUGGUAAAUGAGUAUGGUACAGGGCCUGGUAAGGCCCCUGAAUUCGUUCUCUGCUUAGGAGAUGACUUUACGGACGAAGAUAUGUUCCGCGCCCUCAAGAAGUCCGACUUACCUCAGGACCAUGUGUACUCGGUGACGGUGGGUGCCAGCUCAAAGCAAACGGACGCUAGCUGGCACUUGCUGGAGCCGGCCGAUGUCAUCAACACCGUCCAGAUGCUCUUCAGCAACCCGAACCAGGACUAUUGA